GAGCGCGGCUCUCUGGUUGGUUCGCUGUCCGUGGUACUGAAAACGCGCUCACUGUUCAGCCUGCUGUCCUACGGCGGCCGCUGGACCGCGGCUCGAACGUAUUGGGAGAGCUCCAUGGAAGAGAUGGAAGAGGAGCUCAAAUGCCCGGUGUGCGGCUCCUUCUAUCGGGAACCGCUAAUCCUACCCUGUUCACACAACCUGUGCCAGGCGUGUGCCCGAAACAUCCUGGUGCAGACGCCAGAGACGGAGUCGCCUCAGAGCCGGCGUGCCUCGGGGUCGGCAGGCUCCUCAUCCGACUAUGACUACCUGGACCUGGACAAGAUGAGCCUGUACAGUGAGGCAGACAGCGGCUAUGGCUCAUAUGGCGGCUUUGCCAGUGCGCCCACUACACCAUGUCAGAAGUCACCCAAUGGUGUGCGCGUUUUCCCUCCAACUGUCCCACCGGCAGCACAUCUCCCACCGGCUUCAGCCACUGCCUCGUUGGCACCAGUGCCACGCAAUUCCUGCCUCACUUGCCCGCAGUGCCAUCGCAGCCUAAUUCUGGAUGAGCGGGGUCUGCGUGGCUUCCCCAAGAAUCGCGUCUUGGAAGGUGUCAUUGACCGCUACCAGCAAAGCAAGGCAGCUGCUCUGCGCUGCCAGCUGUGUGAGAAGGCACCCAAGGAGGCCACAGUCAUGUGUGAACAGUGCGACGUCUUCUAUUGUGACCCAUGCCGGCUGCGCUGCCAUCCACCACGGGGCCCCCUGGCUAAGCACCGCCUGGUGCCUCCAGCUCAGGGCCGGGUCAGCCGGAGGCUCAGCCCACGCAAGAUCUCCACUUGCACUGACCAUGAGCUAGAGAAUCACAGCAUGUACUGUGUGCAGUGCAAGAUUCCUGUCUGCUACCAGUGUCUGGAGGAAGGCAAGCAUUCCAGUCAUGAGGUGAAGGCACUGGGCGCCAUGUGGAAACUCCAUAAGAGCCAGCUGUCCCAGGCCCUGAAUGGACUUUCAGACAGAGCCAAAGAAGCCAAAGAAUUCUUGGUACAGCUACGCAACAUGGUACAGCAAAUCCAGGAGAACAGUGUGGAGUUUGAAGCUUGCCUGGUGGCCCAGUGUGAUGCGCUUAUUGAUGCUCUCAACAGACGGAAAGCCCAGCUGUUGUCACGGGUCAACAAAGAACAUGAGCACAAACUGAAGGUGGUACGUGAUCAGAUCUCUCACUGCACAGUGAAGCUGCGCCAGACAACAGGGCUGAUGGAAUACUGCUUGGAGGUCAUCAAAGAGAAUGACCCCAGUGGAUUCUUGCAGAUUUCUGAUGCACUGAUACGAAGAGUGCACCUGACUGAGGAUCAGUGGGGGAAAGGGACACUCUCUCCAAGGAUGACCACAGACUUUGACCUCAACCUUGAUAGUGCCCCUUUGUUGCAGUCCAUCCACCAACUCGACUUCAUGCAGAUGAAAUCUUCCUCCCCAGUGCCAGCCCCCCCAAUCCUUCAACUGGAAGAGUGUUGCACCCAUAACAACAGCGCCACAUUGUCAUGGAAGCAGCCACCUCUGUCCACAGUGCAGGUGGAAGGAUACAUCUUGGAGCUGGAUGAUGGGAAUGGUGGUCAGUUCAGGGAGGUUUACGUUGGGAAGGAGACAAUGUGCACUGUGGAUGGUCUGCACUUCAACAGCACCUACAGUGCUCGAGUCAAAGCUUUCAACAAGACAGGGGUGAGCCUCUACAGCAAGACAUUGGUCCUGCAGACUUCAGAGGACUCCGAACCCGAGGAGCAGGCCCUGACAUUCCCAGUGCCUUUGGAAAGGCUGCCGCUGCGCAGAUCAAGUCCUUUCUCUUCCACCCUUAACCUGCAAAACAGCUUUCCGGGGAGAUCCUACUUUGAGCUAAGAUCCUCGUCCCACCAAAUGAGUUUGCACUCCUCUUUACAAUCUCUGAAUUCGGCCGUGGCUUGGUUUUCGUUUGACCCCACCACUGCUCACUCCGACAUCAUCUUCUCCAAUGACAACCUGACAGUUACCUGCAACAGCUAUGAUGACCGGGUUGUGUUGGGCAAAACUGGCUUCUCCAAGGGGCUCCAUUACUGGGAGUUAUCCAUCGAUCGCUAUGACAACCACCCAGAUCCAGCUUUUGGGGUUGCCCGGAUGGAUGUUCUCAAGGACGUCAUGCUAGGGAAAGAUGACAAGGCUUGGGCCAUGUAUGUGGAUAAUAACCGGAGCUGGUUCAUGCAUAACAACUCACAUACCAACAGGACUGAAGGAGGUAUCACCAAAGGUGCCACUGUAGGCAUCUUGCUUGAUUUGACCAGGAGGACCUUGACCUUCUCCAUCAAUGAAGACCAGCAGGGACCAGUGGCCUUUGAGAACCUGGAGGGUAUAUUCUUUCCUGCUGUCAGUCUCAACCGGAAUGUGCAAGUAACGCUUCACACUGGCCUGCCAGUCCCAGACUUCUACAAUGCACGGGGAUCCUUGCAGUAAGGAGAAAGUGGACGUCCAGUGGCUUUUUCUCAGGACACAUCAAGAGAGCUGCAUUGACGUUCUUCAAGAACUGACCUCAUAAGAGCAAAAAGGAGAAUAUCUGGUCAUCUGGCAACUCCAGAACAGCAAAAACCAAAUUUUAAAAAAAGCAGAGGGGCAGAAACUAGAGAAAAUAAAGGACAAACCAGACUUCGUACCUAAACAAGGUGCAGCAGUUGACACCCCCCCCACCCUUAGUUUCUCCAGCCCCACAUGCUGUGUGUGAGUUAGCUUUGCUAUUUUUGCUUUUUGGUUGAUCACAAAGUUCCUGGAGAGCCUGAGGUGUAACUCUUUCUCUAUUUUCCAGUUUGGUUUUAUUCCUAGUUUGGAUUUUUCCUUUUUCUUGAAUGUGAAUCAGACCUCAUGACAUAGCAGAUGUGGUCAAGCCAUUCUGACUCCCAAGAGAAGGGAUGGCCGUGUCCAUAUUGCUGUGGAUUAAGUUCAAAAAGGGCACACCAAACACUUCUACAGCCUGAUGGCAUGUAACAAUUGCUUUCUCUGAGUCCAAUUAACUUCACCUCCACCAUCUCUUCCUUUGCAGCCUUUCUCAAUGAAGAAUAUCUUCAGAAAGUAUCAGCUUUGAAUUGCCAUGUAGUCAGUGCUGCAGGGACAAGAGAUGAAAAACAUACCACAAUGUAAGCUCUACCCUUGACAUACUUACAUGCAAUGUUGUGAUGCAAGUAUGAAAGGGUGGAGCUUAUGUUGUGACAUCGCAGCACAUAUCUAGUUUUGGCAUCAUUCUGGCUAGCUAUGGAAGCCUAUGUGUGUCUCCCAACAUCAUCAUAAAAAGCUUCUGAGACCAGCACAUACCGUAAGCAAGGGAUCAGCAACAUGAUGGCUGCGGGUACCAUCAAACAUAGUGGCCGCAGGAUCCCAGAAUUAAAUAAGAAAUUAAUUUUUAAAAAAGGCUAAAACUUCACAAGAUUGCCAAAUCUUAUGAGACUUUGGUGUUUCCACCUGAAUGUACAAGUUUUGGAGCAGGAAUGCCCAAAUUUAUGGGGAUCUUCUAAAUUUUUAAUGGUUUCUUUAAAAAUAAGUUUAUAUUGGUGCCCAUGACAGGAAUGACUUGCAGUCUUCUUAUGGACUAUCACUGCUCCUGAGGUUAAAGGUUGGGAAUCACUGUUCUACAUACAAAGCCAUGUAGAAUUAAUAUUUUUGGAAAGUCAGCUUUUCCUUUUUCUAGUCAAAGCAAAGAGAAGGAUGGUCACAUUAUUUCCACAGAAAUGGUAGACAAGCACUUGUGCUGGAACAAAGAGAGCUCACAACAUCUACACACUUACUAAAGGACUUUAUUCUUCACUUUUAAUUCAUGAGCCACUUUUUGGGCACUAUUGUUUUAUAGCCAAGGCAGAUCACCACAAACUGCAGAAUAUGGGAAACUAACAAUUCUAUUUUUGAACAAUAACAGGAAUCUCUAGGGCACAUUUAAUGGGGCUGCCAUGUUUGUUUAUGAUAAAAUCAACAGCAGAGUUACAUCACACUUUUUCUCUUGGAGCUCAGGGUGGCUUAUAUGGGAGUUCUUCCCACUCUUUAUACCCCACAAGCCACUAGGAGAUGGACUGAGCUGAGUAAGUGGAAGCUAAAUGCAAAGUUGGCUAUAAAUUGAAACUAUAACUUGUUUAUCCAGUCAAUUCUCAUCAGAUAUUCUUGAUCCUUUUUUGUUCAAAUAAUCUACUGCAGUUUUUUUUUCCUUUGGUGCAACCCUUGAGAUACUUUGGAAGCAAGUGAGACCUAAACAAUCUAGGAUUCUUAGUUUGUAUCAGUUUUGUCAUAUGAACCAUAUCCAAAGCCAGACUUUCCUAUAUCAUCAUCAUCACCAUCACCACCAUCACAAAUUAACAGAGCCAAAUGCAGUAAAUCCUAGACUACGUUGCAGAAUCAAUAUCUUGCCAUAGAAAUCAAUUGAAGGAUAAUUGGGUGUCAUUCAUA
Messenger RNA from Candoia aspera, 4422 nucleotides. It is a transcript of the gene TRIM9, whose product is annotated as tripartite motif containing 9. Lineage: Eukaryota; Metazoa; Chordata; Lepidosauria; Squamata; Candoiidae. Gene Ontology annotation, molecular function: protein binding; zinc ion binding. Bases 115 to 2454 code for a protein of 779 amino acids. Gene Ontology annotation, cellular component: cytoplasm. The record is from RefSeq and is a predicted model, not a curated record. The transcript is spliced from 11 exons.